CCAUGUGCUAUUCGAUCAGAGACCGCUCGAAGCCGAUGCCAUGGCGUGGGAUGGCGAUUGGGGCGGCUGGGGUGGCUGGGGCGGCAACGACUGGAAGAGGAAGCGCUCGGAGAAGUGGAACAAUGAGCACAAAUGCAAGCAAUGCCGCAAGUGGGAGCAGGAGGGCGAGUGGUCCGGCAAGGACUUCUACUGUGGCCGCUGCGCCGCUAAGUUUGCGCAGCAAGGGCACAAAGACGACUACGAGGGCGCCAGUGAAGCUGGAAUCGAAGCCUGGCUGGGGGCGUACAAGGCCAAGUGGAAGGAUCUCAUUGAGAUGGAGUGGCAGGAGGAAAUGCGCGUCAUCGAUGACCGGCUCAGAAACUGGUCUUUGCAGCGGCUGGUGGGGCAGGGCUUUUGCAUCACAGACCUGGAAGCCCGGAAGCGAGGCGCCUUCUUCGGCAAGGCCAAGGUGGCCUUUUCCAAGCCCACGAUCCCCAGGCACCAGUUCUCCUCGGGGGACGAGGUGAUCGUCUCCAGGGGCAAUCCAUUGGACAAGAAGCAGGCGUGGAAAGGCGAGAUCCUGGAGCUCGGGAUGAACCGCCUGGCCAUCGUGUCCGACGAUGUGCCCUGGGACUUGUCUGGGCGCUGGCGCCUCGACUGUGGAGCCAACAAGACGGCCUACGAGAGGACAAAGUCGGCCUUGGGGUACGUCACUGGCGCCAAGUACAAGUCCGACCUGCGGCGAUUGGUGCUCAACGAGGAGGGCGAGCAGUUCCUUCGCCAGCUGCCUGACCAGGUGGAGGAUGCAGAUUUCAGCGCACUCAACGCCUCGCAGCAAGCGGCGGUGCGGGCGGUGGAAGGGCAAAACCUGGGGCUCAUCCAGGGUCCGCCCGGCACAGGCAAAACUACCACCACGUGCCAGAUGAUUCGACGAAUGGUGGAGAGGAGGAAGAAGGAGGGCCUCCGAUCCGGGAUCCUGGUGAGCGCUGACAGCAACGUGGCGGUGGACCAGUUGCUGGCGGGACUCCUCCGCCUGGGGGUCAAGGCGCUGCGCAUUGGGUUUCCGUCCAAAGUGACGCAGGAGCUUCGGGCGCAUACAUUGCUGGCGCAGUCGGAGGAGCACCCUUUGAACGCCAAAAUCGAGGAGACGCGCGAAGCACUGGCGCAGGUGAAGAACGCGCUCUACUCUGGACAGCUGAAGGGCAAGGGCAAAGGCCUGGCUCACCGAGACAUCUCGCUGCACGUGCGGGACAUCCAAAAGUUCGAGCAGCAGGUCACUGCGGAGCUCCUGGACGCAGCGGAGGUGGUGUGCUCCACGCUCAUCGGCUGCGGCGCGGACGCGCUGCUGCAGAGCAGCUUCGAUACAGUCAUCAUCGAUGAGGCCUCACAAGCCACGGAGCCUCGGUGUCUCGUGGCUUUUCAGAAAGCUCGGCAGCAGUUCAUCAUGGUCGGGGAUCAGAAGCAGCUGCCGCCCGUGGUGCUGUGCCAAGCUGCGGAGCAGAAAGGACUGCGGUACUCCCUCUUCGACCGCCUGCUGAACUCCCCGUCGCUCUUUAACCAGGAGAUCAACAUGCUGCAGGUGCAGUACCGCAUGCAUCCGCUGAUCCGGGAAUGGCCCGGUUCCCAGUUCUAUGGCGGACGGCUUCAGGACGGCUUGCCCAAGAAUGCCUUCUCCUCGAGCCUCAUGAGCAAGCCUUUCUUGCCGUCCCGGAAUCCCCUCAUGUUCUUGGACACCUCGGAAAGCGAGGCCACGGCGGAGUUCUUGCGGCGUUUCGGACGGAAGGCCUGCGUCGCGACCGAGAGCCAGAACAGCGACGGGAGCAAGUUCAACCUACUAGAGGUCGAGUUGGUGAAGGCAGUUCUUUUGAAGCUGCUGGAGGCGGGCGAGGAAGACAUUGGCGUCAUCUCUCCGUACACGGCGCAGGUGACCCAAAUCAAGGCCGCCCUGGAAGCCGAGAAGAUCACGCAGGAGUCCAUGCCGCGGGAGGGCCGCUUUGUGGAGGUGAAGACGGUGGAUGGCUACCAGGGCCGUGAGAAGGAGGUCAUCAUCCUUUCCUGCGUGCGUACGGAAGGCUUGGGCUUCCUCACGGACGUGCGGCGCCUGAACGUGGGCAUCACCCGUGCCAAGUCCUUUCUUGUGGUCAUCGGCUGCGGGGCGCUGCUGCGCUCAGAUCCGGUCUGGCGGUCCUACCUCCGCUUUCUGGACCAAUUCCGCUGGUGGCCAUGAAAACAGCUCAGCGCUGCUGUUGCCGGUGGGAUCUUUUUGCUUCGAGUUGCUGCAGCCAUUUCGAGUCGCAGCAACAGGUUGCAUCAGGUGGCAAA
Effrenium voratum is the source of this 2301-nucleotide messenger RNA. The record is from the annotation of a GenBank genome assembly. NCBI's taxonomy places the organism in Eukaryota, Dinophyceae, Suessiales, Symbiodiniaceae.